ACCUGCGCAGUGCGCAUUUCCCGUUUUGUAAACUUCGUUGCCUGCGUCAGUCAUCAAGAUUCGAGUGCUUAAGUUUUUCACCACAUAAUAAUUAUAUUUGUGAAAAAAUGUAUUACCAGUAGAUGUUCAUAAGAGUAUCUAUUAACUAAAAAAAGUGGUUCAGCUGACCUUAUUACGUUAGCGAUUAAACGAAAUAACUAUUGUGAUGUGAUGAGGUGUUUCACUAUCGGUGCCGUCAAAAAGUUUUGAAAGUUGUUCAACUUUUUAUAUUUGAAAUAAGUGGUUGUGUUUAAUAAAAUGUGUGAAUAUUGGCAUGUGAUCCAAAUUGAAAAUUCGUUUUUGAAUGUUUGUGAAGAUAGUAUGGUGUAAAUAACUUCUACACCAGUUGCUGUUCUCCAGAUAAUAUUCGACCAAUUCCAGUAGCGCAGUGCUUGAUGCGGUGACAGGAUGGACGCGGCGGACAAGCGGAUGUUGGAUCGCGAGGCGCUCCGCAACAUGAUCCAACAGUGGAACGCCAACCGCCUCGACCUGUUCGAACUCAGUGAGCCCAACGAGAACUUGGAGUUCCAUGGUGUUAUGCGUUUCUACUUUCAAGAUUCGGGUCAGAAGAUAGCGACUAAAUGCAUUCGUGUCGCCUCAGAUGCUACUGUUAGUGAUGUUAUUGAAACGUUAAUCGAGAAGUUUCGUCCGGACAUGCGGAUGCUGUCCCUGGGCUCGUACUCGCUGUGGGAGACGCACGGGCCGGACGACGAGCGCAAGCUGGAGCCGCACGAGAAGCCUCUGCUCGUGCAACUCAACUGGCAUGCGGACGACCGCGAGGGGCGGUUCCUACUCAAGUGCCUUACGAACAAUGAGCUUCCUUUAUCAACUGUGAACGAAAAAGCUGAUCAAAACUUCAAACGAAAAUUAUCGAAACGAGAAAAGAAAGAAUUGAAGAAAAAGGAAAAAUUGUCUCGCUUAAAAUCUGACACAAAUGAUGAAAAUCGUCCCGUCGCUGAGAAACUAUACACAGAGCUGCCGGAGACGUCGUUCACGCGCAGCAUCAGCAACCCCGAGGCCGUGAUGCGGCGCCGCCGCCAGCAGAAGCUCGAGCGCAAGCUGCAGCAGUUCCGCUCCAAGGACGGCGGGCCCGACACCGGCGGCACGCUGAAGAUCUACGGCUCGUCGCUGUGCGCCGACGUGCCGUACAAGACGCUGCUGCUGUCGGUGGGCGACACGGCGGCCGGCGUGCUGCGCGAGAUGCUGGACAAGUACGGGCUGGCGCGCCACGACCCGCACCACUACUGCGUCGUGCAGGUGGACUCGGCCGACAACUCGGAAUAUAUCCUAGAAGACGACGAGUGUCCUCUCGCCAUUGUGAUGACGCAUCCCCACCGCAGUUCCAUCAUGUUUCACGUCCGACGGCGACCGUCGGACGCGCAGCCUCGUCGUAGGAAGAAGAAGACGGGCGUGGGCACGGGCAGCGCGCGGCCGGGAAACGAGCCCAUGUUGCUGGAGGUGGCGCCCGACGGCUCCACGCUGGAGAACGGUCGUCGCGUGCGCGUCACGGAUGUCGUUGAGGUCGGUUCAGGCAACGGUACAGCCCUGCAGCUGUACGGUCCCUCGAUUCAACCGCGACACUGCGUGGUGGCCACGGCGGAGGGAGGCGGCUACACCGUCACGCCGCUGCAUACAGACGCGCAUGUUUACGUUAAUGGACGACGUACGAUGCACUCACAGCGAUUACAGCACGGCUGCCUGCUCAAGUUCGGCCGAGUGUCAACCUUCCGCUUCGUGGAUCCAGCUCAAGAGAAUAUCAUGAACAGGAAUCUUUCACAGUCCCAGCACUUCGGCUCCGGCUCCAUUUACGACAGAUCGCCGUCGGGCGAGAACAGCGGAGCGAUGUCUCCGACGUCGCUGGCCUCCCACCAGCCGGACGGGUUAGACUCCAACGCGAACGUGAACGACGCGGACUACCCGCGGACCAUAAGCCCCGUCUCCCACGACACGUACGGCUACAACGCCAACGACACCGUCCCGCCCUAUAACAACAACACGCUCAAGUUGGACAACGAGUCGCUCAUGAUGUCGCAGCAUCUUAGCGACUCGAAGGACGACUACAUACGGGACGAGCACUCGGGCUCGGUGUACAACGACCAGGACCAGAGUGCGACCGGGAACCGCGCACCCAACGCGCAGUACAAGGACAACUACGAGACCACGUUCGAUCUCGAAGGCAACGUCGAGACGAAGAGCAUCUGUAGUGCUAAAAGUGGGGGAUCGGGACACGACAACAGGAGCGCGGUGCUGAGCGCGCGCGGGCAGGAGGCCAUCCUGCCGGCCGUGCUGGAGUUCCCCGAGGCGGGGCAGGCGCAGUUCCUGGCCGCCGUCAUCUCGCGCCUCGACCCGCACGCGCCCGCCUUCAAGCUGGCGCCCGUCUACACGCUCUACCUGUGCGCCCGGUAUCGGGCCUCAACCCACUACCGGCCGGAGCUGACGCCGACCGAGCGCGCCCACAAGCUCACCGCAUUCUUACACCACGUCGCUACUCUCAUCCACGCUACCGUACAGGAACGCUGUACGGAUUCGGCCGCUCAGGCGUUUUGGAUGGCGAAUGCUAGCGAGCUCUUACAUUUCCUUAAAUGUGAUCGACACAUUUCAUCAUUUUCCACACAGGCACAGGACCUGCUACCGACGACCGUCCAGAACGCUUUUAGCAAUCUAGUAUCGUGCUUCCAAGAGGAGCUGUCGCGCGCGCUGGCCGAGCUGACGGAGGCGGGCGCGGCCGACGCCACCGAGGCCACGGCGCCCACGCUGCAGGCGCUGGCGGCCGCCAUGGUGCUGCUGCGCCGCUGCCGCGUCAACGCCGCGCUCACCAUACAGCUCUUCUCGCACCUCUUCCACUACAUCAACGCCGUCUGUUUCAACAAGUUGGUGACGGAGGCGGGCUCGGUGAGCGCCCGCUGGGGGGGCGCCCUGUCGGCGCGCCUGGCACUGGUGGCCGCCUGGGCCGAGAGACAGGGGCUCGAGCUCGCCGCCGACUGCCACCUAGCCCGGACGCACCAGGCCGCUCGCCUGAUCGCGGGCACGUACCGCAGCGCGGAGGAGGUGUGCGGCGCGCUGGGCGCGUGCUUCAAGCUGAACUCGGUGCAGGUGCGCGCGCUGCUGGCGCCGCUGCUGCCGCCCGACCUGGUGGACGCGGCCGCCGCGCACGCGCGCGCGCGCGCCGACGAGCUGUACCGCGCCGACGGGCGAGAGAUCACGCUGGAGGAGAGCGUGUGGCUGGGCGCGGCGCUGCUGAUCCCGGGCGACGGCUUCAGCGCGGAGGUGGUGCGCGGCGUGCCGCCCGGCCUGGCCGAGUUCGUGGCGCCGCUGCAGCGCGGCGGGCUGUGCCGCCUGGCGCACCAGCCGCACGCGCUGGGCCUGUGGACCGUGUACAUGCACGGCUACGGGGCGCCGCCCGCGCACCAGCCGCCCGACGGCCACCCGCGCGUGCACAUCGUGCAGCUGCACAAGAACACCAACGGCAUGGGGCUCAGCAUCGUCGCCGCUAAGGGCGCUGGUCAGAGCAAGCUCGGCAUAUACAUAAAGUCGGUGGUGCCGGGCGGGGCGGCGGCGGCGGACGGGCGGCUGGCGGCCGGCGACCAGCUGCUGUCCGUGGACGGGCACUCGCUCGUGGGAAUCACGCAGGAAAAGGCCGCAGAGUAUUUAAUGCGGACGGGGCCAACUGUAACACUUGAAGUUGCAAAACAAGGCGCGGUGCUCCACGGACUGGCGACCCUCUUACACCAGCCAACCUAUAAUCAGCGUCAAGGCGCGGGCCCGGCGUCGGCGCGGCGCGCGUCGGAGCGCGACCUGCCGGCGCGGCUGGCGGCCGAGCCCGUGAAGCCCAGCAAGAGCACGCCGGCGCUGCACCACGCGCCGCCCUCGCCCGCCACGCCCGCCGCGCCCGCGCACGCGCCCCCCCUCGCCGCGCACCAGCCCGGCAGCAACAUGUCGACGCUGAGCGGCGGCGCGAGCAGCGCGUGGGCGCACAAGUCGCGCAGCAGCCACAACCUGUCCGCGCAGAGCGACUCCUUCUACCAGAACCUGUCAACCAUGCACGCGCAUCAGCACCAUCCGCUUCAGGACAGAUGGUCGUCUCUUCGUAGUUCGACCGGCAGUGGGAGACCGCAAUCGGCGCAUUUUACUGCAAGUAGCGCCGACCAACCGAGUGAGGCUGGAAAUACAUUACAACAUCAGAACAACUCUGCGAAUGCAGCGAACGCAAGAGCUGCUAAACUAGCUGAAAUGUCUGAGGAAGUGACAAGACGGCAACAGCAUCAACAAUUCCAACAGCAGCAAUUUCAACAGCAACAACAAUUACAACAUUUACACCAGCAGCAGCAGCAACAGAUACAAGCUCAACAGAAGAACAAUGUUCCCCACCAUCUUAUGAACUCACAGCAGAACCAAUCCCAAAUGCAUUUACAUGCAAGUUCGCAGUCGAAUCUAGGACCAAUGCACGUGCACGCAAGUCCGUUGCCAAAUCAGAGCCCAAUGCACGUGCACCCAAACCAGCAGUCGAACCAAGGUCCCAUGCACGUGCAUACAAACCAGCAGUCGAAUUCAGGUCCCAUGCACGUGCAUACAAACCAGCAGUCGAAUUCAGGUCCCAUGCACGUGCAUACAAACCAGCAGUCUAAUCAAGGUCCCAUGCACGUGCAUACCAACACGCAUUACGGCCCGCAGCAUAAUUCGCCACAACUGCCGCAAGGAAUGCACUUAAAUAUGCAUACUCAGUACAUGCACACGCAGACAGCAGCGCAGGCAAAUAAUCAAGUCUAUCAGAAUCAGAAUCCGCAGUCGCAACAGCAAAGGUAUGAAUGGUACCCGCCGGGCCCUCCGUCGCCGCAGCGAACCCAACCGCCCGUCGCACCGAAACCUAUUUCACAGACAACAAGAAGAUCAGAAACAGAUUUUGACGAACAAUACCAUCAGCAUGCACAUCAGAUUCAACAGACUUCGACUGUCCAGCCCGACGAUGAACGGUACGUAGCGAGCGCAUCGGAGCCUCCUGCGGUGUCGGUGUACCCGGUGGGCGGCGCGGGGGGUGGCGCGGCGGGCGGGGCGCGCGCGCAGCCCCCCCACAACCCCUGGCAGAGGGAGGAGCGCGAGCGCCAGGCCGAGGCGCGCCGUGCAGCUAACCGGGCGCGCAGAGACGCGACAAUCGCGCAACUGGUGUCUUUAGGAGCGACGCGUACGCCGGUACAGAAUCAGCAACUACGCGCCCUGCAGCUCGAGCGUGACUUCGAGCGUCGCGCGACGCAGCACCAGGACGACUGUAUAGGGGCAGAUGGUGGCGCAGAAGAAGAGAGUCCUUCAUCCGAGACGGAGCAGGAGAUGGAACCUGAGCCGGAAGUACGUCAGCCUCCGCCGCCCAAGUCUAUUCUCAAGACGAAUACACGGACUGACCUCACUAACGGAUAUACUAUACACACAAGCGUAAGCGAGGAGUCUCGCAUAUCGGAAGUGUGCAGCGGCGUGGCCAACGUGUCCGUGUCGAGCGCCAGCGCCGGCACCGCCGGCUCCGUCGGAGGCACCAACCCUCCGCCGCCGCCCGAGCGCGGCUCGUCGUUCGCGGUGAUGGCGGGCCGCCGCCUCGAGCCGACGCACGCCCCCCUCCCCUCCAACCCGCCGCACCCCGCGCAGCCUUCGCAUCCGCCGCACCACCACGAACAGGCCGCCGCUCCGCCGCCGCAGUCCCCAGUGAGCGGCGCGCGGGACAAGCGAGUGUCGUUCCACGAGCGCGCCGCGGCAGACGCCGCCCCCGCCGCGCCCCCCGCGCCGCCCGCCUGCUCGCCGCCGCCGCUCGACCCGCCCGCCCCCAGGGAGGACCCCGACCGCUUCAUCGAGGAGGCGGAGAGCAUGCUGGCGGGCGGGGUGUCGCCCGGCGGCGCGGCGCCCGCCUUCGCGGCGCACACGCCGGGCGUCAUCGGCGCGCAGGAGGUGUACCGCGACCCGCGCGCGCGCCGGCUGGCGGAGGCGCAGGCGCGCGCGGCGCCGGCGCCCGUGCCCGAGCAGCUGUCCUUCAAGGAGAAGAUGAAGAUGUUCGCGCUGGAGUCCGGCGAGGCCUCCACGCCCAAGGAUAAGGUGAAAAUAUCAAGGGCGCAACGAGACAUUGAUGCUGUUCAUUAAUUUAAUAUGAAAUUUAAAAAAAAAUUGCAUCCAUUUUCUAUUCCUCGAUGCGUAGAGUAGCCUUGAGGCAUCCUCGAUCGCGUCAUACCUGUCGAGUGAUGAGAGUAGGACGCGAAAGAUGCUAGAAAUAUUUAAUAAAACUACUGACGAUGAAUCGUGUCAAUAUAUCGAUUUAUAUAAAUAUUAGAAGAAGAAUUAUAGCCAGCGCUACUCAGUAUCGCAUAUGAAAAUAAUAUUGGUAGUAUUAAAUAGAAAAUCGAUUAUAAAAUAUUAUCAGUAUUACUACGACAGUUUAAAAAAAAAGUAGUAAUAGAAAUUUAGUCUUUGAUUUCUGAUAUAAAUGGCAAUGAUUACGGACCAGAGAGAGCUUUUAUAUUUUGGAAGUUAUUCCGCGAGUACCAUUUACGAAUAUCGGCACCAAUUUAUAUGUCCAACUUAGAAUUAAGUCAGGUUUCAUAGAAAUAUAUUUUAUAACAGGGAUUUUGAUUGGUAACUCAAUAUGUCGCCUUAGCAGCUAGUGCAAUGUUUUACAGUGAUUUUAUAGCAUCUACCAUUUUAUAUAGAAAUUAUUUGAUUAUAUUCGAAAUUUAGAAAAUUAUAUUUAAUUCGAUUUUUAAAAAUAUUGAUGGCACAUUAAACAUAUUAUGCAGAAAAAACGUAAAAUUUUCCGUGUGCCAUUAUUAAGAUAUUUAAUUAUUAUAAAUAUUUUAUAUGUAUAUGACACUUUCCUCAGAAAGGACCAAUAUUAAUUAAACUAAAAAUCGGUGGGUGCCUUUGUGUGUUCUAGUAAGUAAUCAAAUAUCUAUGGCAGGCUUGCAGUGAAGGUUCGAUAAGCGUUCGCAAUGGUUUUAAUAUUUUUCAUAAAUGAUUUAAGUAUUUAUUAUUCGAGAUUUCGUCACUAUGAACUUAACUAUGAAUAAUCGCUCUUCAGAAUACAAGCUGAAUAUUACCGAAAACUUCGUUGCAAGCCUCGUUUUCUCAAAUGAAUCCUAUAUUCUUACAUUUAAUCUUCGUUACAUUCCAAAGAAUGAUUCUAAUCUUUUCUUUUUAUGAAGCAUUCCUUGACACAUCCUAUAUUGUACUCUGGUGUGUAUGACAGUCUCACAAAUGUCUGAAAUUAUUAUAUAUGUGCUAAUUGUUAAUAUUCAAAUCGUAAGCAAUAAAUGAACGUGGGCCUUCUGUAAAUACAAGUAAUGUAACAAUUAAUAUGUUAAGCACAUUUUGUGCCAAAUUUUUUACACUGGCGGUAAAUACGUAAUUGGCGUAACCGAUAAAUGGCAGCUUCACAAAAUACACAGGUCACAACUUCACGGUUGCUCCUCAUGUAGCUAAAUAAUUGUCGGCUUCAUCUCAUUGUGGCACCUAUUUAUUGUAUAUAAUAUAGUUAGUAAGAUACUAUCAUUGUUUUGAGGUUUUUGUACGCCCGUUGUAUAUGUAAAGGUUUAUUUAAAAAUACAAUUAUAUUGAAACGUUAACGUAUAAAUUGUAGAAAGUACGAGCCUCUACGAACGUAGUAUUUAGCUUAGUGACUGGGAAACGUUGCGUUCUCAGUAUUUCACCCAACGAUAGUCAAUUAGCGAGAGUAAAUAUUUUAUAGAAUUGUUUCGGCUAGCAUGUAUAUAAUUAUACCCAAGAAAACAGAGUCGUUUGCUCUGUAUUUUUAACGUGGCCUAUGAAAUAUGUCAAAAUAUUGUAACUGAAAUACUUCUUACAGAAAUUGAUUGUAUUGCUCCUGGUAGCAAUGAUUAUACCUACGUUAGUAAUAGAAACAUUAAAAUAAAUAAAUUAAUUAACAAUCGA
Messenger RNA from Vanessa atalanta (red admiral), 7956 nucleotides. It is a transcript of the gene cno, whose product is annotated as afadin. Lineage: Eukaryota; Metazoa; Arthropoda; Insecta; Lepidoptera; Nymphalidae. Gene Ontology annotation, molecular function: cell adhesion molecule binding. Gene Ontology annotation, biological process: regulation of protein localization; signal transduction. The coding region runs from base 448 to 6156 and encodes 1902 amino acids. The record is from RefSeq and is a predicted model, not a curated record. Gene Ontology annotation, cellular component: adherens junction. The transcript has 35 exons.